CGCUCCGCUCGCUACCGUACCCUAACGAGUAAUCACCGGUAGGUCGUCAAAUGCAUUGAUCGAUAUUAUAGCCCUAAGUCCUAAGCCUUCACUUCCGAUGUCCACUCCGACCAUAACGGACACAGCCCUAGAAGUCGGCUUCAACAAAAUGAAAUCGAGAAGUGUGCGCUGCAUGAAGUUCUUUUUAACUCUCUUCAAUAUUAUUUGCAUUAUCUUCGGAUUGAUUUUGAUGGCAGUAUGCGUGAUCAACAUGCGAGAUAAGAAGUCGCAGCCGGAGCAGCAGUCAGCUCUCUCCAGGGGGGUGCUGUCCUUUCUACUCACCAUCGGCCUGGCGCUGGUCAUCACCGCCAUUCUUGGCUGCAUCGGAGCUUUAAGAGAACAUCUUAAGACACUUUAUGUGCAUGCAGGCUUCUUCAUAUUCCUGGUGUCAGUGGAGCUGAUCGUGGGGGUGGGGGGCGCGGUGCUGAGCGCGUGGGUGGGGGGCGGCAGCGAGCUGCGCGUGCAGUUCUACAGGAACACCACCAUCGAUGACGAAACCGCCAAGUACCACAGCUUCUGGGAUGAUCUGCAGUCUGAUAACCAAUGCUGCGGUGUCGACGGCCCACAAGACUACGCUAUAAUACACCGCGACAUCCCCGCGUCUUGCUGCGCACGCGCACAUCCGCUGCGCGAGGGCGGCGCUAGGCGUCACUUACAUGCCAACUGUUUGACCGACCGGUCGUAUUACAUGCGCGGCUGCGAGGAAGCGUUAAGGCAGAAGAAAGCAUUUAAAGGAAACAUUUUUAUAUCGACUGGAAUUAUAUUUGCUUUGAUAGAGGUUCUUUGCAUCGUGUUGGCUAUUUGGAUGGCUAGGACGGUUCGCUCUGAACGUAGAAAACUUCAGGCUAACUUACAGGCACAUUUUGAAACUUAAUAGAAAACAUUCACACUU
This is a messenger RNA of Trichoplusia ni (cabbage looper), 931 nucleotides long. Its product is annotated as 23 kDa integral membrane protein-like. Gene Ontology annotation, cellular component: membrane. The transcript has 5 exons. Lineage: Eukaryota; Metazoa; Arthropoda; Insecta; Lepidoptera; Noctuidae. The record is from RefSeq and is a predicted model, not a curated record. Bases 98 to 913 code for a protein of 271 amino acids.